Messenger RNA from Desarmillaria tabescens, 2158 nucleotides. Its product is annotated as FAD binding domain-containing protein. The transcript is spliced from 9 exons. Gene Ontology annotation, molecular function: FAD binding; oxidoreductase activity. The record is from RefSeq and is a predicted model, not a curated record. NCBI's taxonomy places the organism in Eukaryota, Fungi, Basidiomycota, Agaricomycetes, Agaricales, Physalacriaceae. The coding region runs from base 314 to 2023 and encodes 569 amino acids.
UCAUAUCUGCUCAGAUAUUGGCUACUCUUGACGGUGUCAGAUAUGUCAAUCAGGUGUUUACUUGGUGGCGCGAUCCCGCCUCACUCCUGCAGGUCCCAACAUUGCGGCCGCGGGCCUCCACCUCCGUGUCAACAAUCUUUCUUUUCUACAAACGGGACAGAGUAAGCCUGGACGAUUCGAACCCAACUUUCAGGAGACGUUCUAACUUCCUCCGCCCCCACCUUCUCCCGCUAGAACGUUAUAAGACACCUAGGAGGAUUGGAUAUUCCUCAUUCAUCGAGUUUUCCGGUAUUCCCUUUCUACACAUUCUGCAAUGUCCAAGAACGAAUCACAGACGGUGCUUAUCUCGGGUGCUGGACCUUGUGGUCUCGUCACAGCCCUUGCCCUCGCACAAAAUGGGAUUUCUGUGCGAGUGGUAGAUAGGAUCUCCAAAUUUCAAGUAGGGCAACGGGGUGCAGCUCUCUCUCCACGAACAUUGGAGCACUACAAACUUUUGGGGGUGUUGGAAGACAUACAGAAGGCCAGCCCUAUAAUGCAUUCAUUGAUUUUAUAUGACGAAGACGGGGUUACGCACAAGAGGGAAAUGCCCAUGUUCCCGGUUGAAGACAAUACGCCGGCCAAUCCAUAUGGUAACGUUCUUAUCCUGGGCCAGGACCGGCAUGAAGCCAUUCUCCGGCAACACUUGGCGAAGUACAAUGUCCACGUUGAGCUCAGUACUGAGCUUAUAUCGUUUGAGCAAACGGAAGAUCAUAUCUCAGCAACUCUCUCCAAGACGGUGGACGGAAAACAGGUAGAAGAGACAGCGGAAUUCAAAUGGCUAGUCGGUGCCGACGGUGCUUCUAGCAUGGUGCGAAAGACACUGGGCUUAAGUUUCCUUGGCGAAUCUCGACAAGCAGAGAACUUUGUCAUCGGUGAUAUCUACAUCAAGGACCUGGAGAAGAAGUUGAACCGGAAGAUCUGGCACGUAUGGGGUGACGCUUCGAAAAAGAUGGCGAGUCUGCGGCCCUACGAGAUCCCUAAUGACGAUCGGUGCUACUAUCUCGGUGGUGGCGUUGAAGCCGAUCCCGAUUUAAUGGUAUCAAGUCGAGAAGAGUUUAUCAAGUCUUUCUACGAAAUCAGUGGACGCACAGAUAUCGAUUUUGGUGAACUCAUCUAUUUACGACCCUAUAGACCAAAUGUCCGUAUGGUAGAUAAAUUCGGCUAUGGACGAGUCUAUGUUGCUGGAGAUGCUUCGCAUGUCCACAGCCCCACCGGAGCUCAAGGCAUGAACACGGGUGUACAAGACUGUGUGAGCCAUCCUAAUGAUUUUCAAUUAAAUUCCCUACUAACACCAUCUGGAGUUGAACUUGGCGUGGAAGUUGGUCCUGGCAGAGAAAGGCCUCGCUUCAAAGGCACUUCUCGACUCUUACACUCACUGAGCGCCUACCCUGUUGUUGCUUCCAUGCUCGACAAGACCACUGCGCUUCUCAACAAGACAUUCGCGCGCACCCCCGAUAACUUUGACGGCUGGAAGCGAGGCUACGAGUUGCGCCAAUUCGGUGUCAAUUACCGCGGAAGCCCCGUUAUUGUCGAUGAAACGCAGACCGACUGUAGCGAAGAGGUUGAUCCUUACCGUUCCGGAAACGACGGUACCGUUCGAGGUGGAGAUCGUGCCCCCGACGCUCCUGGAUUGAUCUCACUCGGACAGCCAGCAGACAAGUACUCGUCCACACUGUUCGAUGUGUUUGGACCUACUCAUCACACUCUCCUUCAUUUCUCUGACGACAAAGAGAAGCAGACGGCUAUCCUUGACUCUGUCAAGCAGUAUCCGGCGCAUAUAUUAAAGCGCGUCGUCGUUCUUCCUGAGAACACUGAAGUCAAGUCCAGUGAUCUUCCUGCCGAACUUGUUUUCAAAGACAAAGACGGAUAUGCAUACCAGAACUAUGUGGUCAAGAGCAGGGAUUUGGACACCAUAGUCGUUCGACCUGAUGGUGUUAUUGGUGCUCUUGUCAAUGGCUGUAGCUGGUCUGAAGGCUUACUUUGACGCGGUGUUUUCCCCAGAUGCAGAGAAACUGGCGUCGUCGCUGAAAGCUUUGACUGUGUAAAUAUUUAUUUGUGCAAAUGUUAGAAGAGAAACUAGACACGUACAUAUAGAAUAAUGAACUUAAUUCAAUUCGUU